This is a messenger RNA of Porites lobata, 309 nucleotides long. The record is from the annotation of a GenBank genome assembly. Lineage: Eukaryota; Metazoa; Cnidaria; Anthozoa; Scleractinia; Poritidae.
AAUGACUGUAACUUCCCUGCACAUGCAAAAGCUAAACAAUGCAAGGCCAACAUAUGUCUACACGUACUAAGAGUAUGCAAAAAAGAGCGUUACAGCCAGAUCGUACUCCCUAACUUAGCUUACGGGUUAUCUUUUCAUGAUGCUUCCGACACGGAUCUUAGUGUUUUCCAGCAAUUUUUAGACCCAUGCCGUAAAUUGCCUUUUAUAUCAGUGCCGUUAAAUAUUAGAUGUCUACUGCACAAACAGGAUAAAGCGAUUUUAGGAAAAGUUAAACAUUGUGAUAACCACCCCUUGAAGGUCUGCUUUCCA